Messenger RNA from Balaenoptera ricei (Rice's whale), 954 nucleotides. It is a transcript of the gene RLBP1, whose product is annotated as retinaldehyde binding protein 1. Lineage: Eukaryota; Metazoa; Chordata; Mammalia; Artiodactyla; Balaenopteridae. The record is from RefSeq and is a predicted model, not a curated record. The transcript has 7 exons. Gene Ontology annotation, cellular component: membrane. The coding region runs from base 1 to 954 and encodes 317 amino acids. Gene Ontology annotation, molecular function: phosphatidylinositol bisphosphate binding.
AUGUCAGAGGGGGCGGGCACAUUCCGCAUGGUCCCUGAAGAGGAACAGGAGCUCCGUGCCCAACUGGAGCGGCUUACAACCAAAGACCAUGGACCUGUCUUUGGCCAGUGCAGCCAGCUGCCCCGCCACACCUUGCAGAAGGCCAAGGACGAGCUGAAUGAGAGGGAGGAGACCCGGGAGGAGGCGGUGCGGGAGCUGCAGGAGCUGGUGCAGGGGGAGGCAGCCUCGGGGCAGGAGCUGGCCGUGGCCGUGGCGGAGAGGGUGCAGGGAAAGGACAGCGCCUUCUUCCUGCGCUUCAUCCGCGCGCGCAAAUUCCACGUGGGCCGAGCCUACGAGCUGCUCAGAGGCUAUGUGAACUUCCGGCUGCAGUACCCAGAGCUCUUCGACAGCCUGUCCCUGGAGGCUGUCCGCUGCACUGUCGAGGCUGGCUACCCUGGUGUCCUCUCCAGUCGGGACAAGUAUGGCCGAGUGGUCAUGCUCUUCAAUAUUGAGAACUGGGACUCUGAAGAAAUCACCUUUGAUGAGAUCUUGCAGGCAUACUGUUUCAUCCUGGAGAAACUACUGGAGAAUGAGGAAACUCAAAUUAAUGGCUUUUGCAUCAUUGAGAACUUCAAGGGCUUUACCAUGCAGCAGGCUGCCGGACUUCGGGCUUCAGAUCUCAGGAAGAUGGUGGACAUGCUCCAGGAUUCCUUCCCAGCCCGGUUCAAAGCCAUCCACUUCAUCCACCAGCCGUGGUACUUCACCACAACCUACAACGUGGUCAAGCCCUUCUUGAAGAGCAAAUUGCUCCAGAGGGUCUUUGUCCAUGGAGAAGACCUCUCCAGCUUCUACCAGGAGUUCAACGAGGACAUCCUGCCCUCCGACUUUGGGGGCACACUGCCCAAGUAUGACGGCAAAGUCGUUGCUGAACAGCUCUUUGGUCCCCGGGCCCAAGAUGAGAACACAGCCUUCUGA